Mycena indigotica is the source of this 1578-nucleotide messenger RNA. RefSeq names its product Methyltransf-25 domain-containing protein. The record is from RefSeq and is a predicted model, not a curated record. Gene Ontology annotation, molecular function: protein binding. The transcript is spliced from 3 exons. The coding region runs from base 1 to 1578 and encodes 525 amino acids. Lineage: Eukaryota; Fungi; Basidiomycota; Agaricomycetes; Agaricales; Mycenaceae.
AUGCAGAAGCUUGCCCGAAAUGUUUCCACUCUUCGCGCUCUGCCAUGGCAGUUUCCACUCACUGGCGAGGGCCCCGUAAUCCAAGGUCAAACGGCAGAGGCGAGAUUCAACCUCCGAAUGGUCCAGCACGCCGACAGUGCACAAUUUCCGCAAUGUUUUGCGGUCGCUGCAGAAAUGAAAAAAGAGAAAGUUGCUCCUAGCAGGAUAACCUACAACACUCUAUUGCGUAGUCUUGCCCAUGGAGGGCAUGCCUCAGCGACUCUUGCUGUUCUCGAAGAUAUGGUGGCAAUGGAAAUCAAGCCAGACGUAACUGCGUUUAACUUCAUUGUUCAUGCCCAUAGAACACAAGUUUCUCCUUUCUUACAUUCCGUACUACGUAGAAUGGAGAACAUGGAGGUCCCGCCAAACGCGACAACCUACGCACUCCUCAUCUCACGCUUUGCCCAAGAACAAAAUCUCGAAGUCUGUUUGGCCUAUCUCAGGGAAAUGCAAUCAGCUGGAUUAGUCCCUCAACUGGCUACGAUCCAGUCAGUCAUCAUUCUGGCAGCUGAAAAAGGUUGGCCGCGAUUGGCCAUAGACCUCGCCGAAUCAUACGAGCGAACGACACGCAAAGUAGAGGACUCCGUCUGGCACGCUUGCCUUCAAGCUUCUGCCUCUCAGCUAUAUGCUGAAGGUGUCACUAAAUGCUGGAAUCUCCUUGUCAAAGACCUUGCGGUUUUACCUGAUGAGGGUCUUUGCUUAUUGGUGUUAAACACGGCUGCCCGUCAUGGACUACCCGACCUUGCAACAGAUGUCAUGCGCAUCCUUCAAAUUUUGGAGGUGCCAUGGGAGGAGGCCCACCUCGCCGCCUUAUUCGAAGCUUUGUUUGUAACCAAACGUUAUGAAGAAUCUUUCGAUUCUCUCGCCAUCAUGCGUCAAAACGACUUGAUUCCAACCCUCCAAACCGCCUAUCCCAUAGUUGCCGCUAUUGUUGCUUCACCGCCACUCCUCGACGAGUUGUGGACCGUUAUACUCCAGAUGAAGGACCAGAACAAAUUUGUCGAUCCUUCCAUUGGUCUUGCCUUACUCCAAGCAUCAGUCGCAACCCAACCACUCUCUCGUGCUCUCGGAGACAAUGAGAGUCUGAUCAAGUUUGGGUUUGAGCCUAGCCUCGAAGCGUUUGCUAUUUUGCUCGAUGCUUGCAUCAGCAGUGGCAAUCUGAUCUACGGAGAGCUGGUAUAUCAACAAGCCAAACAGGCAGGAGUAGACAAGGACGCAGCGUCACUGGAACGUAUGAUUGCUCUUCAUCUCUCCAGGAACAAGUUUGACGGAGCGUUUCGCUAUCUCGACCUAAUGGAGAUCAAUGACUCGAUACCGAGCAAACAUAUUUGUGAAGUAUUGGCUCUGACAGCAGCAGAUGCCCACGACCCCCGUUACCUGCUGGCCAUCGACGCGAUGAAGAGGGCCCAAUACCCCAUAGAGCAGACAUUCUUGGACAAAUGUUUGGAACAGUACAGGAGAAGGCAACCGGCUCAGGUAUCGAAGGAGGCAGGACUUGACCCCGUGGCAAAAAAGUUCAUCGAAACGGGAGGUUUGUAA